Hippoglossus stenolepis (Pacific halibut) is the source of this 1107-nucleotide messenger RNA. RefSeq lists its product as uncharacterized. Bases 48 to 764 code for a protein of 238 amino acids. The record is from RefSeq and is a predicted model, not a curated record. NCBI's taxonomy places the organism in Eukaryota, Metazoa, Chordata, Actinopteri, Pleuronectiformes, Pleuronectidae. The transcript is spliced from 6 exons.
GCCUCGGAUCCUUUAAAAAGAAUGUCAAACCGUGCUGAGACUUGAUAAUGGCACUGAAGAUGAAGUUUUCCUUCGUCUUUCUUCUUUUAUUAGAUUUCCCUCAUCUCAACGGGCAGGAGACGAUCAAGGAGUUUGAACCCAUUCUGCUGAGACUCGAAUUCCCUCUAAUUUACAACAGUUACAUCAAGUCCUGCUGCAAACUCUACCAAGACAUUUGUUACCCGCUGAUGGACAGCGAUGGGUCCACCUACGGGCUGCUGAGAGGAAGAGUGACCAAAACAGAGGGGGACGGCUGGAUCGAGUUCAAAAUAUCAAACGUUAGGUUAGAGGAUGCAGGAAACUACAGAUGCUUUGUGUCGGGAAUCCCAUACAUCAACAUCGACAAGUUUGUCGUGGUCACAGAAUCCUCAAUUCCCCACACUUCGUCUCAGCCUCCCCUGACAACAACCAUCGAAACCCUCAGCACCUCCACAUCACUCCGACCAGAAUCCACCGGGCCCGUCCUCUCACAGGACAACGCCGACCGUCCCAGCAUGCCCUGGAGUUUUAGCCUGCCCCUAUUGGUCGUUGUGUCCAUUACAGUGAUGAUUGUGAUCACUUUGGUUAUGGGUGUAGUUUGCUGCAUUGUGAAGGCAAAACCUGAAAAGCCAGACAAAUGUGGAGAAACUCUGUGGGAGUCACAGAAGCAAGAUGCAACGGAAAUAACUGGCGUCUCCGAAACAGUGGCCAUCACAGCUCAUCAGAAAUCCACACAGCAAACCUGAGGAUUCCCAAAACACGAGCGGCAGCCCCGGACCCUGCAGCGGACACUGAGACGGUGGAGGACUCCACACUGGCAGUCCACCAGUGAAUUCAGGGGAAAGUCUCUGAUUUUAACGUGGGAGAAUGAGGGGUCCACCAGCGCUUUUGGAGCUUGAACUGCACAAUGGACGAGAUAUCUUGAACUCUGCAGCUUUAUUUGUCUCUUUGUCACUUUUGUGUAUGUACAUGUUAAACCUCUGAUCUACAUCUUUAAAUGUAUACAACAUGAGCUUUUGUGUAAAUGAUUGAAGGCCUAAAAAAUCAAAUGAUAAUGGAAUUAAAGAAAUGAUCUCUCAUGAUAACAGC